GCCUUUGUUGCAAGGUGCGAGUGACGUCAAGGUCACGUGACGGGGUGGGCAGUAUCGCUAAUUGACGCGCGCCAUUUUGACGAAGAGUGACACUGUCGCUUUGCAAGGCUACAUGUGACACACGCAGGGCGGGGCCAUGUCGGUGGUGCCCCAGCCCCCAUCGUAUCAGGAAGCACAGAUCUUGGCUCAAGCACAGGCCGUGGCAGCUGGAACCUCCGUUGUGCAGGAUGUUGGAGGAGCCACCAUCAUAACAGUUGGUCAACCUGCGACUGUGUCCGAGGCAGAGACUCUCCAGGUGGAAAAUUAUAAACAGGCCAUAUACAGACACCCAUUGUUUCCGCUUAUGGCGUUACUGUUUGAGAAAUGUGAGCAAGCCUCCCACUCCCACGACUGCCCGACCUCGGAGAGCUUUGACGUGGACAUCCAGGCCUUCGUCCAGCACCAGGAGAAGGAGCGCAAGGCCUUUUUCAGCGAUGAUAACGAACUUGAUAAUUUGAUGGUAAAAGCGAUACAAGUGCUACGAAUUCAUCUCCUGGAGUUGGAGAAAGUGAACGAACUGUGUAAGGACUUCUGUACACGCUAUAUCGCGUGUUUGAAGGGCAAGCUGCAGAGCGAGAACCUGCUGCGUAUAGACAACAUAUACGACGAUUCAUCACCGCCCUUGCCGGGAACACCCCAGCCUAGUCAACAAGCCAAUCAGAUGCAGGUUCAGCAACAGGUCAUGACCCCUGGGGUCGUGACCUCUGUUAAUGGCAACGUCGUGAUACAGCAAGGGAUAGCCCAGCCUACUGUUUCCAUGGCAACUAUAAACCAAGGACAAAUCGUAUCGGGGAAUACAGUCUAUCAGAUGGUGCACACGCCUCAAGGAAUAGUAGCACAACCCAUUCAGAUUCAAAGUACGCCUUCAGUACAAGCCCCUAUCAUGACCCCAACAGCUACUGUGAUACAUGGCAGCACCCCUCUGUCUCAGAUAGGCGUGGUCGGGGCACCUGUUGUGUCUCAAGUCAGUACAUCUACUGCCCCUGCCGCUCCCCAAGUCCCACCACAGAUGUCGGCCGCCAACCUCAGUGCUUUGUUUGAUGAUGACGACUUCGGUAAAAAGAAGAGCAAGCGAGGAGUUCUGCCCAAACAGGCCACUCAGGUCAUGAAGACAUGGCUGUUUCAGCACAUCGUGCAUCCGUACCCAACGGAGGAUGAGAAGAGACAAAUAGCCGGUCAGACGAACUUGACCCUGCUUCAAGUAAAUAAUUGGUUCAUCAACGCCCGACGUCGGAUAUUGCAGCCCAUGUUAGACGCCAGUAACCCGGAAACCACAAAGACGAAAAAGAGCAAGCCCCAGACCCGCCCCCAACAGAGGUUCUGGCCGGACAGUAUAGCCAAUAUCACACCCCAAUUGCCGGCGCCGGACGGACAAGGGGACGACCCGAUGGACAAGCUGUGUGACGACCAGCAACAGCAUCAUGUCAUUGUGUCACAGGGACAACAGCUUGUGCUGCCUGUGAUGACAUCAGAAGGGCAGAUAAUCACGUCACUUCCACAUAUUCACCAGGCUUCCAGCUCCCCUCACGACGACGAUGGAAUCAAGAUGGAGACCGAGCUCGUGGGAGAUGAUUCUGACUCCAGUAAAGAUGACAGUUAGAUGUGUUUUCCUGUUACCAUGGUUACAAUUGCUCACUAAGUGAGCAUGUCAUUGUUCAUUCUCAUCAUGUUAGCUUCCUAUGAUAUGCCAAGUCCCAUAAUGCAAUAUUCAAUAAUAAUGAACGGCUUUGUUUUCCUCCUUCCGUGGGUGUUUGCAUGGCGAAUCUUUACCUUCCGAGUGUUUGUAAAUAAUCUGUGUAUGUGGCAUGGCUACAAAGAAUUCUUGUUUCCGGCUAUAACCAACAUGGACCCCUUCAGCAAGUGAUGACUGUAGUACUACUACAUGGCUGAGUGGGAUUUUUCCAGUGCAAACAAGUCCUACAAAAGAUAUGCAUAUAUACAUGCAUAUGUUUCACAUGAGGUAUCCUAAGCAGAUAACAGUCUGUGGAUCGUAAUAAUAAUCUCUUAUUUUUCAAUGAAAUAUGGUAAGUUUCCUUGACGACUUGUUACCAUGGUUACAGAUACCACAAUAUAUACAUGCAUAUGUUUCACAUGAGGUUUCCUAAGCAGAUAUCAGUCUGUUGAUCGUAAUAAUAAUCUUUUGAAAAAUCCCAAUUUUGGGCAGCGGCAGUUAGUUUAGACUUCUGGAAUGGUCCCUAAAAAAACUUGGCAUUUGCAUAACCUACUGGUUAAAGCGUUCCCUUAUCCCGCCGAGGGCCCCGGUUCCAUUCCCCACAGGGGUAGAUGUGUGAAGCCCAUUUCUGGAGUUGGACGUCGUGACAUUGCUGACAUAUUGCUAAAAGCUUUAUCAAAUCAUGCUCACUCAAUCCAUCAAAAGUAUCAGGUCACAUCUUUUAAGAUUAAUCUUCUCUGACGGUUGUUUUUUGUAUGCCUUCCCAUUAGUCCUUACACUGGCUUUAAAUGUUCAAGUUUGUUGUUCACAGUUGAGUGUGAGGACAUUACGAGGUCUCGGACAGGUCUGCGAGUUUGAAAGUUAGAGGUUUUUGUAAUUGACCAAGUAAUGAUUCAUUGAUAGAGAAACAGUUAUCCUUUUCAUACUUACACUAUCUGCCAUUUUGGAUCAUGAUCUGUUUUUCCUUGUUGUCCAGUUUUUGUGUUAUUUCCGAUUUAUACAGGGUCCAUUCGGAACGGGAAUUAGUCAGUUGUGCACAUACAAUUGUCACUGUAGAGUACGUGACGAGACCAGGGGUGGUCGGUAGCCUAGUGUUGAAAGCAUUUGCUUGUCACACCAAAAACAUGUUUUCUGUUUCUACAUGGGAAAAGUAUGUAAAGCCCAUUUCUGGUGUGGUGCCAUGAUAUUGCUCACGUAUUGCUAAAAACAACGUAGAACCCUUCUCACUGACCCGCCAUGAUAUUGCUGGCAUAUUGCUGACGUAUAUAUAACAGUCCCCUAGUUUCAACACACUAGGUUUAUCUCCUAAUUAUGUACUGGUAUUCACUCCCGCUGUUGGUAAGUCUGUCUUUACAAUUACAACUAAACAGAAGAAACCAUGGCAACAAACGUCUUGGUAAUACUGUUGUAGAGUUUAUUAGUUUUGACCUAGCCUAUGGAUAUGACUACUCGUGGAUCUAAGUAGUGAUAUGCUUUAGAUCCAAAUGAAAAUACAAUCUGUUGACUAUACAGGAUAAGGGCCAUGAAGUCUUUGUGCUCAGCCCUGAUUGAGAUCUCAGAAAUGGUGCCAGGAGUAAAUUGGUGUUGCUCAGGCUUUUGAGUUUACAGAGUAAGGGCUGGCUGAGAUCUCAGUAAUGGUGCCUGUAACGCGUGGGUAUUGCUCAACGUAUUUAAGAUUUCCUUGUUAAAUCCGUAGUUUUGAAAAAUAAAAGUCUGAAAAUAGUAUUAACUAUCACGACAAUGACGCGGGUUCGAUUCACCACAUGGGUAAAUGUGUCGAGCCAGAUGCGAUAUUGCUGGAAAAUUGGUAAAAGAGGCGUUAAACCAGACUCACUCACUCACUCACUCCUCCAGCCUGUAUCGUUGCUAUUUCUUGCCCGGUUUAGCUUUAAAAAAGGUAGUCAUCAAGCACCCAUUCUAGGUCUGCUUAUGUCCAAACGAGGCUUACAUUAUUGUACUAUUUUAUAGCAUCACAUGAGCUUUCUGCGCAUGUGCAUUUGUAAUUAUAAUAGAGGGGCGGUAAAGUAGCCAGGUGAUAAAACAUUCGCUUGUCACGCCGAUGGCUUGUGAUAUAAGCGGAAAAUUGCAAAAAGCAGCAUAAAACCAUACUCACUCACUCACUCACUCACUCACUUAUACUGUUGUGUAUAGAAGAAUUCCUUUGUGGCAUAGUUAGGUCACAUGUUACUUGAGGUCUUCCAGCCUUUGAGUGCUGCUUGAUGGCUUCCUUACUUGUCAGCAUAAUGCCAGGGCCAACUGAUGGUGCUAUUUGACUCUAGAUCUGAUGUACGAGGACUGGCUUUAGUAGUUUUCAACCUUCACGUAACAGGUCUUGUUUGGUAGAGUCAAAACAGAGUUCUUGUAUUCCAGGUAUAACCACUUGGGUAUUAAUGCCAUACUGUUGUACAAGUCCAGUCUGGUUUGUGGAACGCCAGAAACCUAUGAUUGUGGGUUCGAAUCCCGGUUCGCCCAAUUAUGUUUCUAGGUUUGUCAGCACCAUACCCGUGCUCAUGGGUUUCACCGAAGUGGUAAAUGUCUGAGACCUGCAUCACUUCGGGCUUUCCUCCCACAUUAAGCUGACAUGCCGUGAUAUAACUGGAAUACUGUUAAAAGCGGCGUUAAACCCAACUCACUCACUCACUCACUGGUUUGUGUAACAACACUAGUCUGCAAAUGUGAAAAGAAGAAAUUGUUUUCAGUGGACUUUGAUAUUUUCUUCUAGAUCAGCUGGGAACAAUAUUGCAACUUUCUUUCUUUCAAAACAACCUUGAUUUUCGGGAAAG
This is a messenger RNA of Haliotis rufescens (red abalone), 4494 nucleotides long. Its product is annotated as homeobox protein PKNOX1-like. The transcript is spliced from 10 exons. NCBI's taxonomy places the organism in Eukaryota, Metazoa, Mollusca, Gastropoda, Lepetellida, Haliotidae. Gene Ontology annotation, biological process: regulation of transcription by RNA polymerase II. Bases 137 to 1639 code for a protein of 500 amino acids. Gene Ontology annotation, molecular function: DNA-binding transcription factor activity, RNA polymerase II-specific; RNA polymerase II cis-regulatory region sequence-specific DNA binding. The record is from RefSeq and is a predicted model, not a curated record.